UAAAAAAUGGCGGAUUAAUCGGAGGUUAUUCGCUUGAGAAUUUUUAAUAGACAAAUAAUCACGGUAUUAUAUUAAAAUUAGAAAUGGCACCGAAAAUAAAAGACCAGGACAUGCUAUUCUUGUUCGAUGAAUUAACUAAAUUAAUUCCAAAAUCUAGCGAAGAUGUAUUUCUGUUACUGAAGAGCUUUGAUCCAGGGGAAGUGAUAGGAGCGGCAAUAACAUAUCUUUUAAAGCGCAGCACAACUUUAUUCUUCUCAAAUGAACAUUCAGAUUCUCUGAUACUUAGCGACAUUCUCUUGGAUCAAAUCUGGGAGAAGUUGAACACAGGGUAUUGGAAAGAUGUAAAUAUUGCUUGGAGAUAUCUAUACACUCUCAUAUCUACGAUGAAAAUGUUCUCACAAGUAUUCCUGUUAAUACACGAAUCAGACGAUACUUUAACUACAGCAGACGUCAUGAGAACAUGUGACAUGGGGCUAUUAAUGGGUGCCCCAAUACUCGACAAUGUUUUGGCCAAAAUGUCAACCUGCGUUUUAAAGAAUGACAUUUUUAAAGGUACCAAUAAGAGACAGGCUGUGACCGAGACUGUCGACGCCUCCAAAAGACAUAAGUUAGACGAGGAACUUUCUUUGGCAGAGUCGCUUUGUAAUAUAGAUGAAGCUAAAGAAAUACAGAAAUCGUCCUGUCCAUCUUUAGAGUUUUUUAGAAAAACUUUUUUAGACAAAAAGGAGCCUGUUAUAAUCACGGCUGCUAUAGAUUAUUGGCCAGCUAUGUCAACAAAUAAAUGGUCAUUAGAUUAUAUUAAAAAGGUGGCAGGAACCAGGACGGUGCCGAUCGAACUUGGUUCCAAAUACACCGAGGAAUCCUGGUCUCAGACAUUGAUGACUGUCAAAGAAUUUAUUGAAAAUUAUAUCGAAAAUCCCAAAGAAACGAAAGGGUAUUUAGCUCAACAUCAACUCUUUGAUCAAAUCCCUGAAUUACAACAUGACAUCAGUGUACCGAGCUAUUGCUGUUUAGGGGAAAGAGACGACGUUGAUAUCAAUGCAUGGUUUGGACCAAAAGGAACUGUCUCGCCAUUACAUUACGACGCCAAGGAAAAUCUUUUGACACAGGUGUUCGGCAAGAAAUAUGUUCGUCUCUAUUCCGAUAAAUACACAGAGAAUGUUUAUCCUAAUCCCCACAGACUGUUACACAAUACAAGUUUAGUCGAUAUUGAACACAUAGACAAAGAUAAAUACCCUUUAUUCCCCGAAGCGCCAUAUUGGGAAUGUAUAUUAAAUCCCGGUGAAAUGUUGUAUAUACCGUCAAAAUAUUGGCAUUUUGUAAAAUCUCUCUCGGUCAGUUUCUCAGUAAGUUUUUGGUGGGAGUGAUGUUUAUAAAAGUAUUAAUAGGUUUCUGAUUAAAACUAUAAUGUCGCUCUAGAAUGAGUGUUUAUUCACUAAUUCGCUCAGUGGGUAACAAAUAUACCAUAAGCAUUUAGUACUGCUUAAGACGUUGGCUCAGCAACCAGGGGCUCACGGGUUCGACACCGAUGUUGGCCGAGAAAAUUCCUCGGGAUUCUCCAUUGGGGUUUCCCCCAUGUCAAGAAACGGCGUCUAGGGGGAUGAAAAUCAUAGGCUCCGUGUAUGGGGCGCCGUUUGUAAAUUAAUUUUUUAGCUUUUUAUAUAGCAAAAAACACUAGAUUUAAUUUAAAUUUAUAUAUAUAGUUAAAUCUCGACUUUUGUGCAAAUUUUUCACUUUUAAUAUUUAAACUAAAAAUACAACAAAAACUCAAUAUUUAACAUAAUAUAUAUAAAUAUUUCUUGA
This is a messenger RNA of Patella vulgata (common limpet), 1803 nucleotides long. Its product is annotated as lysine-specific demethylase 8. Gene Ontology annotation, cellular component: nucleus. NCBI's taxonomy places the organism in Eukaryota, Metazoa, Mollusca, Gastropoda, Patellidae. Gene Ontology annotation, molecular function: histone H3K36 demethylase activity. The record is from RefSeq and is a predicted model, not a curated record. The transcript is spliced from 2 exons. The coding region runs from base 84 to 1367 and encodes 427 amino acids.